CCGUGAAGUCCAUGGCCAUGAAGGUUGUGAAGGCCGCGAAGGCCGCUGCUUUCCUCUGUGCAAACGGGAGACGUUUAGUUUUCCUCCAGAUGUCGUCUCGCCUCAAACAGAAUGACUUGUCUCACCCUGUGGACUGAUCUUCACUGAUCUUUGUCACUGAAUCAGCAGCGGUUUUGCACAGAAGCGCCUCCACUUCCUCUCUAAUGCUUUUUAGCAGAGGCUCCACCGUCUUUUACAUCUCUCACUGUUUAGGACUCUUUCAGCUGCAGGCUCUCUUUGGAGAACGAAUCCACUUGUUUCUCCAUUUCUGUUGUUUUCUUAAAGUCUUUGAGCACCUUCGACUGGAGCAGAACCGACUUAGCAAUAGCCGCUAACGUAACACUUUGCUGCUUCGUUUGUAAGCCAAUUUCUUCUAUGCGGUCAUCUGCUUCCUUCUGCCCCCAGGAACUUAGUUUUAACAUUGCCUCAGUGUUUAUUUCUUCCUGAGACCUUCGCUUUUCUUUCCGUCCGGAUUCUGGCUUCUCUCCAGUUUGCUAGCUGCCUUUGUUUGCUAGCCGUAGCUGCCUCCGUUUGCUAGCCGUAGCUGCCUCCGUUUGCUAGCCGUAGCUGCCUCCGUUUGCUAGCCGUAGCUGCCUCCGUUUGGUAGCCGUAGCUGCCUUUGUUUGCUAGCCGUAGCUGCCUUUGUUUGCUAGCCGUAGCUGCCUUUGUUUGCUAGCCGUAGCUGCCUCCAUUUGGUAGCCGUAGCUGCCUCCGUUUGCUAGCCGUAGCUGCCUCCGUUUGCUAGCCGUAGCUGCCUUUGUUUGCUAGCCGUAGCUGCCUCCGUUUGCUAGCCGUAGCUGCCUCCACAGCCACAGUGAAGUUGCUCCCGGAGCUUUUAGGAUGCAGAGUUUUGACCACAGGUGGCGUAAACUUCUGACCUGUGAGUCCUGAAAUCUCCCAUGAUGCUCCUCUGCAGCAUGACGGUCCAGCUGUGGUGCCUGUCGUUCCGGCAGCCGUACGCCGGUCUGGUUCUGGACGGGGUGAAGACCGUGGAGAGCCGCUGGCGCCCCCUGCUGGCGCCGCUGGAGAACCGCACCCUGGCGGUCCACAUCGCCCGGCGGGACUGGGACGGGGAGGAGUGGAGGGCGGUGUUGGGCGGAGCCUGGGGGCUGAGCGCCGCCGGUGUCCAGGAGCUGCUGGAGUCUGGGGAACGCUUCGGCCGCGGCGUGGUGGCAGGCCUGGUGGAUGUGGGCGGGACCUGGCAGUGCCCCGCCUCCCUGCCAGAGGUGGAGUUAGCGGAGCUGCAGCGGUCGGCCGUUCUGAUUGGUCUAGAGCAGAAGCACCUGACCCGGCUGUCCAAUCCCCGCUGGCUGAAGGGGCCCCUUAAGGCCCCUGGGGGUCGCGACCUCUGGACCGUGGCGAUUCCCGCGGAGCUGUUGCCAUGACAACGCUGGCAGUAACGUGCUAGUAACAUCAGGGUCACCACUGGUCUCCAUGGCAACAGAAAUCUGCUGAGACCCGGCUUCCUGUGUAAGCUCCGACCCUGACCAGUCGGACCGGAACCAGACAGACGGGUUCCGGUCCGACGUCAGCUUCCAUCAUGUUUGUAAAUAUUCUGUGUUCAUCUUUGUAAUCAAUAAAUUUCUACUGGUUGAAAAUA
Xiphophorus couchianus (Monterrey platyfish) is the source of this 1639-nucleotide messenger RNA. Its product is annotated as protein CXorf40A. The coding region runs from base 939 to 1424 and encodes 161 amino acids. The record is from RefSeq and is a predicted model, not a curated record. The transcript is spliced from 2 exons. Lineage: Eukaryota; Metazoa; Chordata; Actinopteri; Cyprinodontiformes; Poeciliidae.